Molecule: messenger RNA, 1473 nt
Organism: Scomber scombrus (Atlantic mackerel)
Lineage: Eukaryota; Metazoa; Chordata; Actinopteri; Scombriformes; Scombridae
Gene: eme2
Product: probable crossover junction endonuclease EME2
Exons: 8
Coding region: 1-1335 (444 amino acids)
Biological process (GO): double-strand break repair; resolution of meiotic recombination intermediates; replication fork processing
Cellular component (GO): nucleus; Holliday junction resolvase complex
Molecular function (GO): DNA binding; nuclease activity
Source: RefSeq, a predicted model, not a curated record
AUGAAUGUGUUGCGCAGAGCCAAGACAUGGGAAGUAUCUGAAUCUGAGGACGAUAGCGAGGCUGAGACAAAAGCUGAUUUAAAGCUCCAUGACAGCAGUAAAACAGUGGCUGUCAGCACAGACUCAGCAGAGGAGAAAAGUUCACAGUGCAAACACGAACAACUCAAACCGUCAGCAAAGAAAAGAGAGAAAACGUCUGCUUUGUCUCCCCCGCGGCCAGAUGGACGUGGCACACCGAGUCCUGCGAGAAAACGCCGCUCCAAGGAUGAAAUGGAGGAGGACAGACAGAAAGCAAGGGAGAAGAAAGAGGACAGAGAGAGACAGAGAGCUGUAAGAGCCCAGGAGAAGGAGGAGAUGAGACAGGAGCAGCAGAGAAGGAGAGAAGCUGCGGAGCACCUCAAGAGUCUGAGACCAGAGAACUGCCUCAAGUGUCUCACUGUCUGCGUUGAUCCAGCUCUUUUGCAACAGGAGGGCUCAGAUUUCCUGCUGGACACCCUGGCUAGCUUUGAAUGGAGGUUCAGCGUUGAGAGCCAGCAGCUCCCUCACAGCAUCACCUGGACCAGGGAUUUACCUCAGGGAGAAGACAGCAGGGGAACAGUGGAGGAGGAGCAGGUGGUGCUGGUGCUCGGUCUGACCGAUUUCUUGGACGUGGUGAUCUCUGUGAAGAAAAUGCUAGACAGUGAAGGGGACAAGACAGGGCCAGAUUCUUUCCUAAGCCCUCUUCUGGAGUGUCUCAACCGUGAUGACAAGAAGGUGGUCUCUCUCUUAGUGACAGACUGUCAGCCGGAUUACAGGACCGGGACUUGUGGUGUGCAUUUACUAGAUUACACAUUACAAUCCAAAUUGGGAAUGAAGAAUCUGGAUAUUGAGGAGGUUCUUGUAUACCUGCAGCUCUGCAAAAAUGUCUCCCUGGUUUUCCUGGAUGGCUGGGAGGAGGUGACUGACCAUGUGUGUGCUGUCACAAAGGCCUUGUCAAAACGCCCUUUCAAGCUGCUGACAGAGCGGGCGGAGCUACCCUUUUGUGUGGACGGUUCGUGGGCAAGCGGAGUUCGGGUGGAGAGGGACGGCUCAGGCCUGAACCAGGUCUGGAGCAGGCAGAUCCAACAACUGAACAGAGUCAGUCCCGUUGUAGCCUCCACUGUGACUGCAGCCUAUCCGUCUCCUCAGCUGCUGCUGCAGGUAUACCAGAGCUUGGGAUCAGAGAAGGAGAGAAAGGAUCUGCUGGCUGGUCUCUUAGUGAAGAGCGGAGGUAAAGAGAGACAUAUUGGACCAGAGAUAUCAGCCAGAGUCUACCGCUGCUUCACAGCCCAAAACCCCCAGCUGGUUCUCGACUAAUUAAUCCACUUGAGAAGGACACUGAUGGAUGUCAAAAAGGAUACAUCUGUUUCUAAUGGCGACUCAUUUCCACUUGGCUGCUAAUAUGUUAAUGUUGAUGUUUACAAGCUAAAAAUAUGCCUUAGAUAUCAUGUUCAC